Molecule: messenger RNA, 854 nt
Organism: Ambispora gerdemannii
Lineage: Eukaryota; Fungi; Glomeromycota; Glomeromycetes; Archaeosporales; Ambisporaceae
Source: the annotation of a GenBank genome assembly
AUGUCUGCACAAUUUGCUCAGAGCAUCUCGCCUACACCUGCAGUUGAAGAACGCAAUGAAGACUCUAGUCCUCCCAUGGAAAUAGAAGAAGACGCAUCAGAAAACUAUGACGCGGCACUUUUGGGUGGUGAUAAUUCCUCUAAUUCCACUAAUUCCAUGAGCUUAAGUUCGGAAAUUCUUGGUUUGGGUGGUGAUAAUGCCUUGGCGACUGAUAAUUCCUCGAGCUUAAGUUCUUCGGGAAUUCUUGUUCCAAGCAAUGAAACUUCACCCUUAACACAAAGCCUUAAUUCAUCUCAAAUUUUGAUUACACUUAAUGAUGAUAAUGAUGCCGAUUCAUUAAACAGAGAUAAUUAUGAAGAUGGGUCUUUCGUAGAUGCAGAAGAAGAAAUUGGAAACGAAAGCGCUAGAUUGGAUGAAAAUACAGCAUCAGAAAAUUAUGAAGCUACAUUGGAAAGACCUGAAGAAGAACAAGAAUUAAGACCAGUAUCAGCGAAUAGUAUUCAGCGACAACCACCGCCAACAAAAGAAGAAUCGCCAAAAAUAGAACCAGAGAAAUCUCAACAAGCUAAAAGAGCACCGUCGUCAUCACCAUUACCAUCACCACAAGCGCCAAUAACAACAACAUCAAUAACGAGCCCAGCUGCAAAAUUAUCACGUUCACUCGAUGAUGAUAAAGAAAAUGAUCAUCAUGAUAAAAGAUCAAAUCAUAAACUCGCUGUUAUUCUAAAUACCACGUUUGAUAUUGCACUCGCUGGUCUUUUCGUCGGUUGGUUGGUUUCCAGACGAUCACACGUGGGAAAACAAAGUUUGGGAAUUGGGACUGUCGGACUGACGAUUGUUUAUGGGGCUCAAUG